Molecule: messenger RNA, 894 nt
Organism: Heterocephalus glaber (naked mole-rat)
Lineage: Eukaryota; Metazoa; Chordata; Mammalia; Rodentia; Bathyergidae
Gene: Lage3
Product: L antigen family member 3
Cellular component (GO): EKC/KEOPS complex
Source: RefSeq, a predicted model, not a curated record
UUGAAGCAGAUUCCCGGGCCCAGGGCGGCAAGGUCUGCUCGCGGGCCCGAGCACGCGCCCGGCAGGAGCGCCUUGGCGUCGGCUCGUGGGUGAAGGGACAGCUUUCGCGGUACCUCUGUCCCUCUGUGGCUGACCGGGCCGACAAGGGUCCGGCAGAGUCAUCACAGCGGGAAGCGACCACUCAACCGCCGCUUCCCCAGCGCCCGGCUGCGCACGCGGGAUGGGCUCGCGGCCGGGGGCGGGGCCUUGGGGCCCUUAGUCACCCAAUAGCCGACGAGCAGGGCAAGCGGAAGGCGGGGCCACAGCGGACAUGCUGACGGGCUGCGCAGGCACGGCGGCGGCUGCGGCCGGUAGCGCCCACCCGGCAGCUGGUGCUCCAAAAGCCCCCGGUGUGGGCCUAAAUCCGGCUCCUAAGGCCAGCGGACCCGAGAGCAGAACACACAUAUUCGCCCUCUGCGUGCUGUUCCCGACGCCUUUGGACGCAGGAAUCGCUCUCGGCUCGCUGGCUCCAGAUGCUGAACCGCACCCAGGAGUGAUUGGGAAGGAGCUGACAGCGAGUGGCAGCACUCUGGCCGUCCGCUGGACAGCAGAAGAUGCGAGCCUCCUUCAGGUUUCUGUAGUCAGCUUCCUGGAGCAGCUUUCCCUGGUGGUGCGGACCAUGCAGCGCUUUGGGCCCCCAGUGUCCCACUGAGCCUGAUGUGGGCGGGUGAAAGCUUCUAUCCGCUCCUAGGCAAGGUGGCCUGCCCUAGGGCAAUACGUCCCCAAGCAGUUGCAUCCCAAGUUUAGGAGACCAAGGGCUUGGGGGUCUCGCCCUUAGGUGCCAAAUGUCCCUUCAUUUUGUUUGGUGCUUAAAUGUGUGUUCUGCAGAAAAUAAAACUGACCUACUACUCUGCA